GACAUAGAAGAUUUCAUCCAGUUAUCUACAGAACAUGGUGUUGUGGUUUUUUCCCUGAGGUCCAUGGUGGGUAGCAUAACAGAAGAAAGGGCCAAUGUGAUUGCAGCAGGCCUUGCUCAGAUUCCACAGAAGGUUCUGUGGAGAUUUGAAGGCAAGAAGCCAGAAACCUUGGGCUCCAACACUCGUCUGUACAGAUGGAUCNCCCAGAAUGACNUUCUAGGUCAUCCUAAAACCAGAGCUCUCAUAACUCAUGGUGGCACCAAUGGCAUCUAUGAGGCGAUCUACCAUGGGAUUACUGUGGUUGGCAUUCCUUUGUUUGGAGACCAAUUUGAUAACAUUGUUUGCUUGAAGACCAAAGGAGCGAUUAGACUGGAUUUUCUCACAAUGUCUGAUAUAGACUUGCAUACUGCACUGAAGACAGUCACAAAUGACCCUUCCUAUAAGGAGAAUGCCAUGCAGUUAUCAAGAAUUCACCAUGAUCAGCCAGUGAAGCCCCUGGACAGAACAGUCUUCUCGAUUGAGUUUAUCAUGCAUCACAAAGGAGCCAAACAUCUGCGUGUGGCAGCCCAUGACCUCAGCUGGGUCCAAUACCACUCUCUGGAUGUGCUUGGGUUCCUGCUAGCCUGUGUGCUGACUGUGAUAUUUAUCCUCAAAAAGCAUUGCCUCUUUUGUUGUCAGAGGUUGACUAAAGCUGGAAGGAAGAAGAAAGGGGAGUAG
Molecule: messenger RNA, 717 nt
Organism: Mus caroli (Ryukyu mouse)
Lineage: Eukaryota; Metazoa; Chordata; Mammalia; Rodentia; Muridae
Source: RefSeq, a predicted model, not a curated record